AUGGCAUCCAAUAGUUACGUUGGUCAGAGACGGUCCUAUGAUGGCGCUCUCUGUACAGUCCGCUAUAUAGGCUCAGUCGCUGGCACCUCAGGCACAUGGCUCGGGGUGGAAUGGGAUGACUCCGGACGUGGAAAACACGAUGGCCAACACAAGGACGUCAGAUAUUUCACCUGCCUUUCCAAAUCCCCCACCGCCGCUUCAUUUGUGCGACCAACUCGCCCCGCAGACGCGCCACAGAGCUUCGUGGCCGCACUGAACGGUAAGUAUGCCUCUGAAGCCGCGGCCGAGCGCGAGCCUGAGAUUCAAAUCGUCUUCUUUGGCAAGAAGCCCGCUGAAGAGGUUGGCUUCGACAAAAUCCGGCGACAGCUUGCGCGCGUCGAGGACCUGACCAUUGUGAUCCUUGACGGGACCUGCAUUGCCGUUGACGUCGCGCCUGGGGACAAGGGUGUCAAGGAGACGAGUCCGCUCAUCAUCGAGCUAGACUUGAGCAGGAACCUGUUUGAAGAGUUUAUACAGGUCGUUCGGAUAUGUCAGGAGUUAGUUAGCCUGAGGAGUCUAAGGCUCAAUGGUAACCGCUUUAGAAUUAUUGAAGAUGAGGAGACAAAGGCGUUCACGAACGUCAAUGAGCUGGAACUCGAAGAAACCUUGUUGAGUUGGAAGCCUCUUGUCGACAUCUCACGCAAGCUUCCAUCUCUGGCCACGUUGAGCUGUAGCUUGAAUCAACUUUCGGCGCUCCCGAACAUCCCACUCGGUCACCUCGUCGACACCCUCACAACUCUGACUCUAGAAUUCAACGAGUUCACCUCCUUCUCAGAUCUUUCAUCUCUUUCAGCCCUCAACUCCCUUCGAAACCUUCAUCUUAAAGGCAACAACAUCUCCGCCAUCUCUUCAACUUCAGGUCAGGCGCCCGUCUUCCCGACAAGCCUCCAAUAUCUCGAUAUCUCUUAUAAUGCCGUCACAAAUUGGUUCUUCGUCGAUGCGCUCCCCUCGUCCUUCCCAGGUCUCACUGCCCUCCGGUUUGCACAUAAUCCCAUUUAUGAGCGCCCCGAUCCUGGCGGCGCAGGUGGCGGCGGAAACCAGACCAAGUCUACAGAUGAGGCAUAUAUGCUGACCAUUGGGCGUUUGGGCUGCCUUAAGGCUCUUAAUUUCACCUCUAUCUCAACCUCGGACCGUUCUAAUGCUGAAAUGUUUUACCUCUCUCGUAUCGCGAAACAGCUUGCCUCCGUCCCCGAGGCAGCAGAACCUGAGGUUCUCGCCCAGCAUGCCCGGUACGCAGAGCUCUGCGCCAUUUAUGGCGCCCCAGAUAUCAUUCGCCGAGAUGAAAUAAACCCUACUUACCUCGAGGCGCGCCUUAUUACCGUGCAUUUUUCCUAUCUCGCCUCAGAGCUCAAAGGCACGCAACAACCAACAACGAAAACGAUUUCCCUUCCAAAAUCCUCAGACAUAUAUGGUGUCAAGGGAAUUGCCGGCAGAUUGUUUGGCAAGGAACCUCUCCGGUUGCGCUUGGUCUGGGAGACGGGUGAAUGGGACCCCGUGGCUGGAUUUGAUGAGGACGAAGACGCGGAUGACAGCAACGACGAAGAGGACGCCGCCUUCACUACCGGGAGUGGCGGUGAGGCGGAAGCAAACACGGUGCAGGAGACUAAGGGCGGCAGAUGGGUAAAGAGGGAGGUUGAACUCAAGGAUGGGCCCAGGCAAUUAGGCUUCUGUGUAGAUGGGCUGGAUGUCAAAAUUCGGGUGGAGGACAGGUGA
Molecule: messenger RNA, 1752 nt
Organism: Colletotrichum truncatum
Lineage: Eukaryota; Fungi; Ascomycota; Sordariomycetes; Glomerellales; Glomerellaceae
Product: CAP-Gly domain-containing protein
Biological process (GO): fatty acid beta-oxidation
Cellular component (GO): peroxisome
Molecular function (GO): protein binding; 17-beta-hydroxysteroid dehydrogenase (NAD+) activity; (3S)-3-hydroxyacyl-CoA dehydrogenase (NAD+) activity
Source: RefSeq, a predicted model, not a curated record